This is a messenger RNA of Nicotiana tabacum (common tobacco), 1691 nucleotides long. The record is from RefSeq and is a predicted model, not a curated record. Lineage: Eukaryota; Viridiplantae; Streptophyta; Magnoliopsida; Solanales; Solanaceae.
AGUUUUCGCACUAUCGAAGAAAUUUUGAAACGAGACUCUCUUCACCAGGUUCUAAAGCAAGUGGAAUUAGAGCACACCACAGUUGAGUGGAAGUUCCUGAAAUAUGUACAGGAGCCUGAAUUUGGACCAGGAUUGCCCGUAAAGACAGUCUACAUCACUGGAACUUUGGGUCGUAAAGAUGGCAAAUUGACGGAUGUUGAGUUCCGCAAGUGGAUGAGCACCGAUAAAUGCGUUAGUAUGCUUGUUGAAGUGAAGCCUUGUAGUGAUCGUGUAGGAUCAUUGGUGGUUGUUGGUCUUCUGAAUGAUUCAAAGAAAUCUGAUGAGACUUGGAAAGUUCCGCAGACCUUGCGGUUUCAGGAGUACCCUCCUGGUGUUAAAGUUAUACCUAUGGAAAGUAGAACAGCUAAGCCUUUUCGCACGACAAACUUAAUUGUUUUCCUGCCUGGAGGCAAUGAUAGUGGUUGCGAUGAUAGUUUUGUUGCCCAUGGGGAAGCACUCAUAGUAGACCCCGGAUGCAAGUCUGCUUCAUAUGAACAGCUCAAGGAAAUCAUUGCUGCUUUACCGAGAAAGUUAAUCGUCUUUGUGACACAUCAUCAUAACGAUCAUGUUGAUGGUCUUUCAGUAGUCCAGAAGUACAGUCCUGAUGCUUGUCUUUUGGCUCAUGAAAAUACGAUUCGUCGCAUUAGAAAAGAUGAUUGGUCUCUCCCGUAUGUUUCAGUUUCUGGAUCUGAGGAAAUUUGCAUUGGCAGUCAGAGAUUAAGAGUUGUCUUUGCACCGGGGCAUACAGAUGGACAUAUGGGACUGCUUCAUGUUAGUACAAACUCGUUGAUUGUGGGGGAUCAUUGUGUCGGCCAAGGAAGUGCUCUCUUAGAUAUGGCGUCUGGUGGAAAUAUGAGGGAUUACUUUGAGACAACAUACAAAUUCAUUGAGCUCUCCCCUCAUGCUUUGAUUCCAAUGCAUGGAAGAAUUAAUAUGUGGCCAAAACACAUGCUCUGUGGGUAUCUCAGAAACCGGAGACACAGAGAAUCAACCAUCUUAAAGGCCAUAGAGAAUGGCGCCAAAACGUUAUUUGACAUAGUUGCUUAUACUUAUGCUGAAGUUGACCGAAGCCUCUGGUUUUAUGCCUCAUCAAAUGUGAGACUCCACGUGGAUCAUCUAGCACUGCAGGACAAGUUACCAAAUGAUUUUUCGAUCCAAAAUUUUCAAGCAACUUGUGCGUUGCGUUUCCUUUUAAGGUGGCUAUUCGAAUACUCAAGUAGUGCAUUCUCAAUAAAGCAUCACACGAUGAGAGCGGCUUUAAUAGUUGGUACUGGGGCCGUGGCCAUCGGUUGCUUGGCUGUAUCAUUCUCCACAAAGAAACAAACUUUUUCUAGGUGAUGCAAAGAAUUCUUGCUCCAGAAAGCAGAGUUUAUUAAGGAAGUUAAUACCGGCUGGCUCCAGGUCAUCCUCUCUCUCAAUGUACCAGUAGUUCUAAGAGAAGGGGUAAGAUAUUUGAAUUCCCGGUUUUUAGGAGUAAAUUACAUUGAUAAUGUUGUAUGCAUAUCUCGCCACAAUUGUUCUGCAUUUCUGCAUCUCUGAUAUUUCUUUGUGGCUGAAGUAUGAGAUUGGAUUAAUUAGACGAUAGACAAGAUAUAAUGUUUAUUGAGCACAAAACUUCUGAGACAGUUAAUGCAGAAACCAUCUUGUGUUUA